Dendrobium catenatum is the source of this 1377-nucleotide messenger RNA. RefSeq names its product beta carbonic anhydrase 5, chloroplastic. Gene Ontology annotation, molecular function: zinc ion binding; carbonate dehydratase activity. Gene Ontology annotation, biological process: carbon utilization. The coding region runs from base 239 to 1168 and encodes 309 amino acids. NCBI's taxonomy places the organism in Eukaryota, Viridiplantae, Streptophyta, Magnoliopsida, Asparagales, Orchidaceae. The transcript is spliced from 9 exons. The record is from RefSeq and is a predicted model, not a curated record.
CUGCCUGCAAUAAGUUGCAGCGGAAGAAGACGGCCACGCAAUCACGAUAGCUCCGCCAUUUAAUAUACUUUUAAUCCAAGCCUCGUGACCUCCGUCCAUGGUCGCUCACUUCCGCCCACAAAAUGCCAACGCUCGAUUUCCUUAUGGGUCUCUCUCCAAGUAAGAGUAACCAACUGCAAACUUAGAUAUCGAUCCAAACCCUAACCCUCGCUUGGUGGCUCUUUCGUCCGAUAUUCCGAUGGCUUCAGUUUAUAGGCUGCUCUCCUUUCACGCAGCGACAAACGAUUUGUCCAUUGAUGGAAACUUCACGGGGUUACAUAGAAAGCCGAUGGAAUCUGUCAUGAUGAACGUCUCGCCUUUACGUUCGAUUAGACAGAAGGAUUCUCGUUGGAGGAGCUUGGGAACCGUUAAGACUUAUUUUGAAGUAAUGGCCUCGAAAGAUCCUUGUGGGUUGGGACAGGAACUCAAGAAAAGUGAUAGGAGACAUGAUUUGAAAGAUAAUGAUUUAGAUCCAUUAAAGGAUUUUGAAGCCAGGUUCCUGAAAUUUAAGAAGCAAGACUACUUGGAAAAUCUGGAUCAUUAUCAAAACCUUGCUCAAGGACAAUCACCUAAGUUCAUGGUCAUUGCAUGUGCAGACUCUAGAGUCUGCCCCUCCAAAAUCUUGGGUUUACAACCUGGAGAAGCUUUUACUGUCAGGAAUGUGGCAAAUUUGGUUCCACCAUAUCAGCAUGGAGCAUCAGAAACAAGUGCAGCUCUUGAGUUUGCCGUAAAUACAUUAGAGGUUUCAAAUAUUUUAGUUGUUGGACAUAGUUGCUGUGGGGGUAUCAGAGCUCUAAUGAGCAUGAAACAAAAGUCAAACUCCAAAAGUUUUAUUAGAGAUUGGGUGUCUCUUGCAAAGAGUGCAAGGUUAAGCACAGAGGCUGCAGUUGGAAACCUGAGUUUUGAGAAGCAAUGUACACAUUGUGAAAAGGAAUCAAUUAACGGCUCACUGCUGAACCUAUUGACAUACCCAUGGAUUGAGGAGAGAGUGACUGAAGGAGUGCUUUCUCUCCAUGGAGGCUAUUAUGACUUCACUGAUUGCAGUUUCGAAAAAUGGACGCUGGUUUAUAGGGAAAGCUUGGAGGGUGGAAGCAAGUUUGCUAUAAAAGGUUCUUCAACAUGGUCCUGAUCAAUCAAUCUUCCAUUCUGGCAAGAAAAUAAACCCUUUUUUUAUUGUGAUCUUUCUAUGUGAUUGUGUUUGUAAUGUUGUGAUAUGGUAUACAGAUUUAUGCUAUAUAGGAUAUAAAUAAACUUAACAUAUCUGUCCUAUGUAAAGUAAUUUAUCACUUGUUACCUUUUUUUAAUGUAAUUAAUAAACCCAGCUCCAUUUACCAUGAA